AUGUCGUACGGGAAGGAGAACACGCGCUACGCCAGGCCAGGUGAUGACGGUGGCCGUGACUUGCAGGCGCAGUCGUUCCGGGCUCAUGAGCACACGGACACUUACAAGGCGGCGAUUGAGCGGCAGAUCAAGAUUGCGAAGGGCAUCACCAACGGACAGCAAGUGAUUUCAAACUUCAUCAACUCGGACAUCGAGGGGAGGCGCGAUUCGACUCAUGCGGUCGUCGCGCGCCCUGUCCCGUCAUCGCGCCGCCCUCCCCCUGCCCCGCCUCGUCGCGCGCCCUACCCACCACCGCGUCGCGCGCCCUGCCCGUGGUCGACGGGUGCGGCCUCCCCGCUGUCGACGCGCGCGGCCUCCUUGCCGUCGACGCGCGCGGCCUCUCUGCCGUCGACGCACGCGCGCGUUUUGCCCACCGCCCUCCCUCUCCGCGGCCAGCCUUCCCUCCUCGCGGCCGCCCUCCCUUACCUUCUCGUGGGCGUCCUGCUUCACCACCCUGCUGGCGCCUUCCCCUUCCCUCGUGCUGCGCCUUCUUCUGCCGCUUUUGCACCACCUCCUUCUCCCCUCACCCCAUCCGCCUCUUCACCCUCCUCCUCCUCUCUCCAUUCCUUCCUCCCCUUCGUGCCUCUCCUCCCUUCCUCCACCUCCUUCCCCUCCGCCUCUGCCACCUGGUUGCGUGUUACUGGUUGCCACUUGGUGAUCGUGACCCUACUUCCUCCUCACACUCCGGUCCUUCACCCUCCUCCUCCUCUUCUCUCUCCCUCUAUUUCCCCCACCUUCUCACCUCUUCCUCCGCCUCUCUUCUCUCCCUAUCUGCUGCAGCUGCUCAGGAUAGCAUCCUUGGUGCUUCUCCUCUAA
Closterium sp. Naga37s-1 is the source of this 855-nucleotide messenger RNA. The record is from the annotation of a GenBank genome assembly. NCBI's taxonomy places the organism in Eukaryota, Viridiplantae, Streptophyta, Zygnematophyceae, Desmidiales, Closteriaceae.